Messenger RNA from Adineta ricciae, 2844 nucleotides. NCBI's taxonomy places the organism in Eukaryota, Metazoa, Rotifera, Eurotatoria, Adinetida, Adinetidae. The record is from the annotation of a GenBank genome assembly.
AUGAGCACACCGCGACCGCCACCACGACCAGCUGCGCCUAGGCCAGUCGCACCUAGACCUGCUGCUAAUCAACCGACUGGGCCGCGGCGUCCUGGUGCUCCGUCGCAAACAGGUUCACCAGCUUUACGACCGAAUCUUCCAGGUUCAACAUCAGCUUCUCGACCACGUGAUAACAGACUUAAUACAUCAGCGAAUAAACCCGUUGUUGCAAGUCCAGUACCAGUCGUCAAAUCAGCAACUGUACGAGAAGUGUCGGAGAAUGCUCAAUAUUUACCAUCCAAUAUUCAUUCAAUUUUCAUUUCAUCUGCGACGCAACAAGCAUUACAAAUCUGCGUCGAUGAAGAUGUUACUCAAGAUAACAACUGGAAACUGGUUGAUAAAGAAGUUCUCCUGAAAGAUAUUGAAACUCUUGGACAAGGUUCAAACUUUUAUGAAUUUCAACAACAAAUACAAGAUUAUCCAGAUAAUGAAAUCGCUUUGGUCUACGAUUAUGAUUACUUUUACUCACAAAACUUCUUAAUCUGCCUCGAUCCUUUGCUAAAAAGUUACAUUGAGAAUUCUCCAGCAACAUUACCCGUACAAGAGGACGAUAAUACCGAACAGUAUGUUCCACCUGAACCGAAGAUUUGGGUUUCCCUUGGAAGUGAAAUAGAAAUUGAAAAUGAACGUUUAAUCGUCAAUCGAGCAUUGAAACGUUUCAAAAUCAAAGUUCCACUACGUCCAACGGCAACAGCAACGCCAAGUGAAAAGUUUAAAGAUGUCGAUCCAGAUAUCGAACGGAAGAAAAAUUUUGUUAGCAUCGAUCAAUAUGAAGACAAACAAUUUGAUAUGAAAAAAAUGGAACUUGACUCUGCCGUUCAGGCAGCUGCUGAAUACCGAGAAAAUGCAGCUCAAACGAUUUGGCGAUAUCCAAAGAACCAAUGGACACAAUACGAACCACGAACAUUGAACGAAGAAGAACAAAAGAAAGCUAUGAGUGAUAAUCACUUGAUUGAGAUGGUUAUGAACUCUCAAGAUUUUUUCAAAGAAGCUCUUCAGCAAAACGUCAUUCACAAUCCAUUCUAUCUUGAUUGGAGUGAACUUGGUGGUGAUCUUGAAGGCUUAGGUGGACCAGGCGAUUCACAUCUCAAAGAGUAUCAAUCGUUUUCAUCUAUCAAACAAUCACGAGGUAUGAUCGUGACAUGUGUUCAAUGGCAUCCAACAAUACGAGGAAUAAUUGCUGUUUCACUUGCUGCGGGACAAGGAUUUGAUGAACGAGUUGAACUUAUCAGUAAAACCACAUCAUCGCCAUCGCUCAUUUUCAUUUGGUCAUUUAUUGAUCCAAUUCAACCGAAAUUAUAUCUCGAAGCACCAGAUGACAUUCAAUGCUUUCAGUUUUCACCCACCGAUCCACAUGUAAUAGCUGGCGGUUGUGUCAACGGGCAAGUUGUUAUGUGGGAUAUCAAAGAAUAUGAAGAUCGUAUACGGAAUCCACGCGCCGAUCAUCGUGAUAAAGACUUAUUUAUUCCUGGCUUUGAAGAUGAAAGUUUUUUUCAAACACCUUACCUUCGUUAUUGCGCUGUAUCAAGCAUUGAACAUGGACAUUCGGAACCCAUCACGGACCUUCAGUGGAUCCCGGAUCAUUUUCAAAUUACCACACAAGGCUUACCGACGGAAAAUCUUUCGGGAAAUUGUUCUCAAAUAAUGACGUGCUCUUUCGAUAGUCAAGUUCUUCUCUGGGAAACACGUCCACCACGAGGUGGUCCUAAACCAUUAUCAAAAAAAGAACGAGAAAUUCUCAAUCCAAUGGGCGUUCCCUUGACAUUUAAACAUUUAGAUCUUAUCUGGCGACCGUUUCUUCGAUUACAAUUACAAAGUCCUGAAGCUGGCCAAGUUGAUUUUGCUCCACGAAAGUUUUCCAUUCGUGAGAGUCAAGGUGAUCGUGACGCUCUAAAUAAAGAAGAUUAUACAUUUGAGAAGAAAAAGGAGCCAACUGGCGGUCAGUUUGUCAAUCCAGUCGAUGAUGGAAAUAAAACGAUAUCACAAGGGAAAGCGAAAAUUCUCCAAAGUAUCGACACAUUCUUCUACGUUGGUACUGAGGAUGGUCAAUUAGUUUAUCAAGAUUGGAUACCACAAAAAGAGAAUGAUUCCGCGAAAUUCACUACACCGAAAGCAGCUUGGUCGGCUAUUGUUCUCGACGGUCCUGUCGUUGCGUUGAAACGCUCGCCGUUUUUCAAAGAUGUGUUAAUUAUCGCAGGCGGUUGGAUGUUUCAAAUCUGGCGAGAAAAAGUUCAUUCUGGUUCACUUUUGCAUACAUCACCGAUGAAAGAGAAGAUCACUGAUGUCGAAUGGUCUCCAACCCGACCAGGUGUUUUUUAUGUGGCCAAACAAAACGGAAGCAUUGACGUAUGGGAUGUUAUCGAUCGAACACAUGCUCCAUCCAUAUCUCAGUCCAUUUCGAAUACUGCUAUAACGUAUCUCAGUAUAAAAACAAUAUCUUCCAAACAACAGCUUCUUGCAGCAGGAGAUAGCAACGGCACACUUCAUAUACUUGAAGUUCCCCAAUCAUUGAGACAACCGAUCAAUCAAGAACUACAAGUCGUAACCAAUUACUUCACACGUGAAACUGAACGUCGGUCAUUUGUUAAACAUCGUUGGAAUCUACGUGAAGAGGAGAAACGUGAAAAGGAUCGGUUAGCAGCGAUGAAAAUUGGUAUUGCUCCAAGCCAUAUACCUACUCAAGAAGAAAUUGAUAUUCGAAUGAAGAAUGAGUACAAUGAAUUCAUUCAAUUCGAAUUCGGUGUUCUGCGUGAAAUGGGUCUACGUGAUGAGAAUGAAGCUCCUGUUAUCAUACCAGCAAAUUAA